Molecule: messenger RNA, 1571 nt
Organism: Brassica napus (rape)
Lineage: Eukaryota; Viridiplantae; Streptophyta; Magnoliopsida; Brassicales; Brassicaceae
Product: monothiol glutaredoxin-S4-like
Exons: 2
Coding region: 216-524 (102 amino acids)
Source: RefSeq, a predicted model, not a curated record
UAUAAGAGCACAUAUAUGGUCGAUCUUUAACACAUAACACAACAAGAACUCAAAGUCACUUCUCUCAUAUUGAUUCCAAAAUUCCUAAAGCUUUCCAUUUUACACUCCUGAUAUCUCAUUCCGAUAAAGAAAUUAUAAUCUUUCCCCUGAGUUGAAGAUUAAUUUUACAUAUCCUAAAAAGUUAAUUUCUUUCAAAAUCCAUACUAUUACCACCGAUGGAGAAGCUACAAAAGAUGGUCUCCGAGAAACCUGUAGUGAUCUUCAGUAAGAACUCGUGCUGCAUGUCUCACUCAAUCAAGACUCUCUUCAUUGACUUUGGCGUGAACCCAGCGAUCUAUGAGUUAGACGAAAUCACCAGAGGAAAGGAGAUAGAACAUGCACUCGCUCAGCUAGGCUGCAGCCCGACCGUGCCGGUGGUGUUCAUAGGAGGGCAGCUCGUUGGUGGAGCCAAUCAAGUCAUGAGUCUUCAUCUUAAUCGCUCUCUUAUCCCAAUGCUUAAAAGCGUUGGAGCGUUAUGGGUUUAGUAAUAACUAAACACACACACAUACAAAUCCCAUCAAGUCUGCACGUACGUAGCGUAAUGAUAUGCUGGACGACAACAUUAUUUGAGCAAUGGAAACACUUGUCGACAUUGGCUAAAGAGUAGUAGAACACCAAAUGUCAUUUUUGAUUUAUAAAGAAGGUAUACGUCGAAAUAUUUGAGCUGAAAGAUAGUCUAGAUAUUGUGAGUUUGUUUCAACUAAUGACAUAUUUGAGAAAAUUAAAAUUUAUUAUACAUGAAACACAAUGUGUUCAUGAGCAUAGAAAUAAAAUAUUAUGUUAUGUUCUCUUAUGUUAAGUUAAUAAUAGAAAAUAUAAAUUUGUUAUUUUUUUUGGUAGCUCAUGACAUAAACAUUUUAAUUUUUGUUGUCAUUGAUAGAGGCGGUGUAGAACUUGUGAGACUAGUGUGAAAGCAGGACAUGGUUAGAGUUGUGACAUUGUGGUCUAAUUUUCAUUUACAUACAAGUUUAAGUGUAUUUAAAUACUAUAAUUUGGGUUAUGUAUAUUGUGAGUGCAAUUCUGCUAAGAUUAAUGUGUUUGACAAACAUUUAAUUUGUGGCUCCGAUGAACAAUACACUACUUAGUUGUAUGCAGUUUUUGUAAGGGAUUAUAUAUAGAAAUGAUAAGCGUGAAAACUAACAUUCGAUAACUAAAAACAAUUGGGGAAAGAACUUGAGGACAACAAAUAUUUGGCCGAUUUGUCAGAAAACGUAAAAUAUUGGAGAUGGGUCAUUGUAUUAGAAUCUUAUUAUGAAAAACAAAUAGAGUGUGAGUAUCCACAUGAGAAUUGAGAUAAGAAGAAAAAAAAUCUUUGAAAAAUAUAAUGUUUACCUUUUAUAUACAUUUUCCUGGUUUAGAGAUUCUUCUUGAUUAUGUAUAUCUAUGUGAUUGGAAGAUGCAUCUAAUUCUCUUUUUGUUUACUUUAGAUGAGAUUAACCAUAAAUAGUAGGAUUAUGACUAUUCGUAAUAUGUUUCUCUUUUAUGUGGAUAACUUCUUUGCUAUAAAAAAGUUUGUGAAAGAUUGCUACUUA